Messenger RNA from Blepharisma stoltei, 2310 nucleotides. The record is from the annotation of a GenBank genome assembly. NCBI's taxonomy places the organism in Eukaryota, Ciliophora, Heterotrichea, Heterotrichida, Blepharismidae.
AUGAAUUCCAACUUUUCAAAUUCAUCAACACCGACGCCUCAAGGAACCAGUCCAAGUCAGAAUCCUGCUAACUCCUUAUUUCUUCCAUCUCAGCCUUUACUUCACCCAAAUGUUCAUACUGGAGUCAAUUAUCCUCCUUCCUAUGUUCCUGCUUCACCGCCUUGGAUUCCUCCAUGCAUCAAUCCAUAUACCAACAAUAUUUACCCAGUCCCAUACCCCUACAACCUAAAUCCUUACUAUCCAGCCUUAGUAAACCCUCUUUAUAAUCCCAUUCCUGUUGGCUUAGGCCCUCCUGCAUUUCCAGGUCUAAUCCUAAACCCUCGCCCUCCUGUGCUCCUGAAUGGUCCUCCAUCAGCUUAUAAUCCUCUUCUUCCUUUAAAGCGUUCUCGAGAAGUAGUAAACUUUGACGACGAUGAAGAACUUGAAACCUCUCAGACUCCAUCAGAAGAAGUCAAAGCUGAAGAAGCUCCUCUUAUAGCUUCCCUCAAUUUUCUAUUCAAUUAUAUAGAGCUAAAAAACGCAGCCCAAGAAGUCCCAUGUACUCUUUCACUUCAAGGUAUGGACAUUUCACUUGAUGAGAUCCAGAAAAACCGUCAAGGGAUAGACCUAGUCUGUGUCAUUGAUAUCAGUGGAAGUAUGGUCGGAGAAAAAAUACAGCUUGUAAAGGAGACUUUGGAGUUUCUGCUUACGGUUUUAGAUAGGAGAGAUAGGAUGAGUUUAUGUGUUUUUAAUAAUUCUGGAAAGAGAUUGACAAAAUUAGUAACCCUUAAUGAUAAAGGGAAAUCUAUACACAACUCUAGAUGAAUAAGAUAUAGAUUUAGUAGUCUUGAAAUUUUUGUAUAGGAAAAUAUCCAUAUUAUUAUUUAUAUAUGGGCUUGUUUUUUAUUAUAAAUAGAGUAAUUUCAAAAGCACUUCGAAGAAUUCAGGCUGUUGGAGGGACUAAUAUAGCUUCUGGAAUGCAGCUUGCAUAUAAUGUGCUGAAUAGUCGAAGAUUUAUAAACCAUAUCACUUCUAUCUUUCUUCUAACAGAUGGACUUGACAACACAAAUCCCGCUGCCUCAAUUACAAUUAAAGGACUUUCUGAUUCUUUUCAGAUUAAAAGCCCUACAAUUAUCCAUACUUUUGGUUAUGGAAGAGACCACGAUGCUUUGCUAAUGCAAGAUAUUGCAAAAAAUAGCAAAGGGAAUUUCUAUUUCGUAGAAUUCCCUAAAAGUAUUCCAGAUGCUUUUGCAAACUGCCUUGGAGAGCUUGUGUCACUUAUAGCAAACAAUAUAACGGUAAAGCUUGAAACCCAGGCUUGUGCUGUCCCAUUUACCCUUUCCAAAGUUUUUUCAGAAAAUGGUGAUAGGGACUUUACAAUGCCUCCAGUUUUUGCAGGUAGCAAAAAAGAUACUGUAUUUAUGCUGAGAUUUGAUUCAAAUGAAGCAAAAAUUAAUGCAACAAUUCGUCCAAUAAAGGCAAAAAUAAGUUAUGAAACCAAAAAUAAAGAAAAACGGUAUUUAGAAUGCGAAUUAGAAGUAAAUGUAUUAUUUUGCCUUAAUUUUUUGAAAAAAUAAAAAUUUAAGCCAUUUAUUAGACAAAUUUAGGUUUUUUAGUAUAUAGCACACCCCCUGUGGUUUCUCGCCAUUAAGUACCCCCUCCCCAUGUCACCCACCCCGUGACGGUCCUGAAAAUUUUAAAUGUUAAAAUAUUAUUUGACAAGUCCCCUCAAAUAUUUUAACUUGUCAAAUUAAUAUUUAGCAUGUUAAAAUACUUGGGAUCGUUAGAGGGUGGGUAACAUGGGGAGGGGGUGCUCAAGGCCGAUCCAAACUGGGGUGUAAGCUAUAGUUACGGAUGGAAAAGAUGAAAUUGAAAUCAAUGAAGACGUAAUGGUCAAUUUUUAUAGAGCCAAAGGGGCAGAAAUUUUAAGGGCUAUUUCAAGACUCGCUGAAGAAAGAAGACUGGAUGAAGCCAAAAGAUUAGCAGAAGCUGGUGCUCAGGAACUAAAAAACUCUAUUGUAAAGCAAAACCCAGUGAUCGCUGCGCUUAUUAAAGAUUUAGAUGACGCAAAAGCGAGGGUCGCUUCAACUCAAGCUUGGGAAAUGGGAGGAAGAGCACAGGUGGUGUCUCUAUUUGGAAAUUAUCAAAACCAAAAUGCAGCAAGCAACACAAUGGUGUUUCAAAAUUGUCAGCAGGCAGCUUUUUCUUCUCAAGCUUCAAGUUAUUUUACUACUUUUAUAAAUAAAUGCUAAAAAAUUUUAUAAAAAUAAUUAUAAAUGGUUUAUUUUUUUUUUAAAAAAAAUAAUAAUCAGAAGAGUUGGUAAACGCUAA